This is a messenger RNA of Penicillium subrubescens, 1782 nucleotides long. It is a transcript of the gene mcsA, whose product is annotated as putative citrate synthase Cit1. NCBI's taxonomy places the organism in Eukaryota, Fungi, Ascomycota, Eurotiomycetes, Eurotiales, Aspergillaceae. Gene Ontology annotation, biological process: carbohydrate metabolic process; tricarboxylic acid cycle. Gene Ontology annotation, cellular component: mitochondrial matrix. Gene Ontology annotation, molecular function: 2-methylcitrate synthase activity. Bases 158 to 1555 code for a protein of 465 amino acids. The record is from RefSeq and is a predicted model, not a curated record. The transcript has 3 exons.
CUUCACAUUGAGAUCUCCUCGACUCGAUUGCUGCCCUGAAUUGAAAGCAGCGUCUUCUUCUCCCUCUAUCUUCUCCCUUUUAAUCCCUUGAUUCCCCCCGCAUCGACUCUCCCGUCCCCGCAAUUCUACCCCGGACCCAUCACCAUCAACACACACAAUGGCCCUGAGUUUCAGAACCACCCGCCACGCCUCCAGAUUGGCCCAGGCCUCCCGGCCACUCUUCUCGGCCCGACACUAUGCGACCGCCGAGCCUGAUCUCAAGACCGCCCUGAAGGAGGCUAUCCCCGCCAAGCGCGAGCUCCUCCAGAAGGUCAAGGCCCAGGGAGACGAGGUUAUCGGUGAUGUCAAGAUCAGCAACGUCAUCGGUGGCAUGCGUGGCCUGAAGGCCAUGCUGUGGGAAGGUUCUGUCCUGGACGCCGAUGAGGGCAUUCGCUUCCACGGCAAGACCAUCAAGGACUGCCAGAAGGAGUUGCCCAAGGGUACCUCUGGCACUGAGAUGCUCCCCGAGGCCAUGUUCUGGCUGCUCCUGACCGGUCAGGUCCCCUCCACCGCACAGGUGCGCGCCUUCUCGCGCGAGCUGGCCGAGAAGUCUACCCUGCCCACCCACAUCCUGGACCUGAUCAAGUCCUUCCCCAAGACCAUGCACCCCAUGACCCAGCUGUCAAUCGCUGUUGCCGCGCUGAACACCGAGUCCAAGUUCGCCCAGGCCUACGAGAAGGGUCUGAACAAGGCUGAGUAUUGGGAGCCUACCUUUGACGACUGCAUUUCGCUGCUUGCCAAGAUUCCCCGCGUUGCCGCUCUGGUGUUCCGUCCCAACGAGAUUGAUGCCGUUGGUACCCAGCAGCUGGAUCUUUCUCAGGAUUGGUCGUACAACUUCGCCGAGCUGCUCGGCAAGGGCGGCGAGAAGAACCAGGACUUCCACGAUCUGCUGCGUCUGUACCUGGCUCUGCACGGUGACCACGAGGGUGGUAACGUGUCCGCCCACGCUACUCACCUGGUUGGCAGCGCUCUCAGCGAUCCCUUCCUCAGCUACAGUGCCGGUCUCCUGGGUCUUGCCGGCCCCCUGCACGGUCUGGCCGCUCAAGAGGUUCUCCGCUGGAUCCUCCAGAUGCAGGACAAGAUCGGAACCAAGUUUUCCGAUGAGGACGUCCGCACUUACCUCUGGGAUACUCUCAAGUCCGGCCGUGUCGUCCCCGGCUACGGUCAUGGUGUCCUCCGCAAGCCUGAUCCCCGCUUCCAGGCCCUAAUGGACUUUGCUGCUACCCGCCCCGAUGUCCUCGCCAACCCUGUCUUCCAGCUUGUUAAGAAGAACUCGGAGAUUGCUCCCGGUGUUUUGACCGAGCACGGAAAGACUAAGAACCCCCACCCUAACGUCGACGCCGUCUCCGGUGUCCUCUUCCACCACUACGGCUUCCAGCAGCCCCUGUACUACACCGUCACUUUCGGUGUCAGCCGUGCCCUCGGACCCCUGGUCCAGCUCAUCUGGGAUCGUGCCAUGGGCAUGCCUAUCGAGCGCCCCAAGAGCAUCAACCUGUUGGGUCUGCUUAAGAAAUAAAGCUCUUGGACGAUUUUGAACAAUUCACAAUUCCCGUUGGCUGAUCUGCAGCCAGUGAUGAAAAUUAUGCUAGCGAGCUUUCCCUUGAUUUCCUUAUUGUUUUUGUUUGUUUAGACUGCUUUUUCUUGUAUCUCGCUAUUUUGGAUAGACCGUUCGUGCUGGGUGAUUUAACUUGGCAAAGAAUGGUUCAAUAUACUCCACUGUCAACUGAAGAAAUUCAAGUUUCC